GACAAGGAGAAGCUAUUGGAAUUUCACGAAUUUAAGAGUGUGUCAAGCAGAAAGAUUUUCCACAGAAAAAUGGGCUCCUUGUCCUUCACUUAGACCGCAUGAUCCAAUUGAUUGGCCUUGUAUCAGAGCGGUUGAAUUGUGUAAUGGAAAUCGAGAUUGUCCAAAUGGUGAAGAUGAGGAACCGAACAUGUGCAUGUUUCAUUCUUUGAAUCAAGGAUCAUUGCGUCAAUUGCAGCGGGACUUUUUGAGAUUCAGUGGUGCUACACCCCAUAUACGGAAUUCGACUAACGACAAGGAGAAGCUAUUGAAUUUCACGAAUUUAAGAGUGUGUCGAGCAGAAAGAUUUUCCACAGAAAAAUGGGCUCCUUGUGCUUCGCUUAGAAUUGGCCCGAUUCGCCAAAUUCGUCCAGGUCUCCGCCUCGAUUCGAUCGAUGAUCGUCCAGUUCCGCUACAUUUCGGGAAUCGGUGCAUGGCCUUCACAAUUCAUCGCACAGGAUCGGGGCAAACAAUCGAUCGAAUCCCAUUCAUCGAACACCGCGACGACAACUACACAGUUGAUAUAUUGACGACUGACCGCGUACUACUGUGCAGACAAGGACUAUCCUCAAAGCAUCUUGUGACUACAUUCUACAUUCAAAAGGAUCGAGAUAGCAUGAUUAAACAACAGCAACAACAAAACAAAUUGGAAAACGCUGCGAAACACUACGCCGAUCGAGUCAGGGAACUCGAGGAUAUCUUGGCGAAGAAUGGCCUCAACGCGCCCACCAAAGUUCUUCCUACAUUCCCAGCCAUCCCCUCCGCUCCUCGACCAAUCAAACAGGAGAUCGAAGAGAGUCGAAAUCAAACCCCAUGGGAUCACUUUCCUCAUCGGCUCAAGUCCACAAGAUUAUCAGACGCCACAAUGGAGCCCGACAGUCAAAGGAUGCACCACGGGCCAUUCCCCGAUUUGAUCACGGAGUGGUGUCUUGAGAACAAUCCACUCCUCCACUCGGACCCGUUAAUGUCACAAGCCGGAGGCCCAUCGUCAAACCUUGCCGUCAGCCAGAUGAGCCAUGGUCUCUCGUGGGAUCCCACAAAUUUCAGUCCCGACCCGAACACCGUGUUUCAUCCGAUGCUCCUAUCACUACGUCAACGGCAGAUACAAAUGAGGAGUUUGAUAUGGAUAUCAAAAAAAGUGACAACGUUUAGUGAUUCAAUUCAGCACAACCUCUAUGAGUCUCAAUCACAAGAACAAAACCAAGACUGCUUUAAUGGAAUCAAAGAAGCGGAUGGGCACAACAAAAUGCUGGGACUGACUCGUCCCGAAUUGAAACGGGUUCCUUCUGCUGCACGAUUUGCUCGCUCUCGUCAUCACCAAAACCUUGCUCACCUCGCUUCCGUGCCAGAUCAAAAAGCCGAAAUUAGU
Mesorhabditis belari is the source of this 1405-nucleotide messenger RNA. The record is from the annotation of a GenBank genome assembly. Lineage: Eukaryota; Metazoa; Nematoda; Chromadorea; Rhabditida; Rhabditidae.